Molecule: messenger RNA, 3678 nt
Organism: Necator americanus (New World hookworm)
Lineage: Eukaryota; Metazoa; Nematoda; Chromadorea; Rhabditida; Ancylostomatidae
Exons: 31
Coding region: 1-3678 (1225 amino acids)
Biological process (GO): maturation of SSU-rRNA
Cellular component (GO): small-subunit processome; Pwp2p-containing subcomplex of 90S preribosome
Molecular function (GO): snoRNA binding; protein binding
Source: RefSeq, a predicted model, not a curated record
AUGCCGCUCUGUCUCACCUUCAUCGACUUAAAGAAGGCCUUCGACUCAGUUGACACGGACGCGCUCAUAGAAGGUUUGGACAACCAAGGCGUCCCUACUCAGUACAGAAAUGUACUUCGAGAGUUGUACAAGGGGGUCCGACAGGGUGAUACAAUUUCACCCAAAAUAUUCACAGCCACCUUAGAGAACGCAAUGCGAAAGUUGGAAUGGGACGACAUGGAAGUGAAGGUUGAUGGUCGGCAGCUACACCAUUUGCGCUUCGCUGAUGACAUCGUACUGAUAACAGCUAACAUCAGCCAAGCGGAACGAAUGCUGACCGAAUUUGACGAAACAUGUGGAUGCAUCGGUCUUCAGCUGAAUCUACAAAAGGCGAUGUUCAUGCAGAACGGAUGGGUCUCGGAUGCCCCACUCACGCUCAACGGAACGAACAUAUCCGAAUGCACCAGCUACGUUUAUCUGGGUCGGGAACUGAACAUGAUGAACGACCUGACCUCCAAGCUGGACAGGAGGAAACGAGCGGCUUGGGCAGCGUGUAAGAGCAUCGAGGAUGUAGUGAAGGACACCAGGAACACACGGCUCCGUGCUCACUUUUCAACAUCACAGUAUUUCUUGCUUUGGCCUAUGCUUCAGAAACCUGGGCACUUCGCAAGAAAAUGCGGAAGAUCGCCGACACGAUGGUCACUCUUCCUCACAAAGUCCUUCGAAGAAAAAUACGAUGCUCUUCGUGUGCCACGCGAAAGAAGAAAUCAUUGGGCUACUCUGGCACGCGAUCGGGACAAAUGGAAGGAUUACUGGCGCCCGCUCGACCAGUUAGAAGAACAACGGGAGUCAAGGCGAUCAAGAUAUUGCAUGGGUAUAACCAAAGACUAUUUGCGGUACGUCCACAGCGGGACUACGGGUUGCGUCUGCUCCACCAAUGGCGAGAUUUGUGCGGUUGAUGAGAAGAUUUGUGUUGUUACUGCAUGUGAAAAUGUUAGCUUCUACAACAUGAGAACGAGCGAAAAGGUUGAUGAAAUAUCGGAGUCCACGGGAGAUGCAUUGUGCAUAAAACUCAGUCAAGACAGGCGAUGGUUGGCAGUGGGAUAUGCAGAUGGAAUCAUUCAGUUAUUCGAUAGAAAAUCUGAUGAAUCAAAUUCUGUCACCUUUUCUGGUCAUAAAAAAGGCGUUAACUCUCUGGAGUUCAGCGACGAUGGUCUUCUUUUGGCCUCAGGUGGUAAGGAUUGCGCAGUUAUAUUGUGGGAUGUUGUGUCAGAGAGCGGUCUUUUUCGUCUGAAUGGGCACAAGGCUCCUGUAACCCACCUGACAUUUGUACAGAAUGGCCAAUUUUUAAUAACAUCAUCGAAAGACUGUUUUGUCAAAUUUUGGAGUUUGAAGAGUCAAAGUUGUUUCUACACACUCUUUGAAAAUCGAACAGAGGUAUACUCUUUUAGCAUUUUCAACAACGAAACUCUUAUGGCAGUGGCGAGUGCAGAAGCCGAGCUUGUGGUUUACGGGUUGACUUGGUUAAGUGAAGGUUCAGUACCAUCGACUAGCCAAGAUAAGGAACCUGAGAAGAAAAAAGCUUUGUCUCAGCUUCACUUAGAUGGCAACGUUACAGAAGACAUGGCGAAUCGCUACGUGCGGGUCAACCUGCGCGGUAGAUUGCUACGACAGUGCAAAGGACGGGCGCUGCAGCUAGCACUCUCACCAGAUGAGCGCUUUCUGCUAUGCCUGGGAGCAGAUAAGGUUGUGGAUGUAUACCGCAUAUUCACAGAAGCGGAAUCAAGCAAACGAGUAGCGAAAAAGUUGAAAAGUGCAAAGAGAAAGGCAGCAAGUGAUGGUACAUCUGCUACAGUUACCGAAGAGCAUGUGAAAAAGGAUGUUACUACCAUCAUAUCUUCGGUUGGAGAGUACCGUACUCACGCUAAAACCAAGCGAGUUGACUUCACUACCAAAUGCAGAAUGGAUCAAAGUUGCACUGCCAACUAUUCGUUCUUUGCUCUCAUGGCUAAUAACACUGUACAUCUCGUAGAUUUCAAAUGCGAUCUUUCUUCGAACUCCGUCUCGUUUGAUUGUGUUUCUACAACCGAUCACCUGGGCCAUCGUAAUGACAUUCGUGCGUUGUCGGUUUCAUGUUCUAACAACGCAGUUCUCUCUGGCGGAGGGAAUGAGCUCAUAAUCUGGAAUGCACAUUCACUUCGUCCAGUUGCCUGCCUACAUACUGAAGAAAUGUCCGAUGUCACCGCAGCUUUGUUUGCGACUGGAGGUGGACAUGUUAUUGCUGGAACAAAGACGGGCAGUUUGUUUUUGUGGGAUGUGGCAUCAUGCGAACUGUUGGAAUCGCGGAAUGGUCACGAUGGUUCGAUAUGGGAAAUUGUGCACACAGCAAAUGGCAAGAGUAUCAUCACGGUUUCCUCGGACAAAAAAGCUAAAUUUUGGUCGUACGAAGUGGUCUCCGAAGGUACACGUAAGCGCCUUUCUCUUCGAGAAACUCGAAUACUUGAGCUCCCAGAUGAAGGUCUUUGUUGUGCCGUUUCACCUGAUGGCAAGUUUGUUGUGAUUGGUAUGUUGGACAACACUGCUGGUGUUUACUUCUCUGAUACGUUGAAAUUCUUUAUUUCGUUAUAUGGUCAUUCACUUCCUGUAACAUGCGUUACUGUCAGCCCGGAUAGCAAACUUGUGGUGACUGGCUCGGCUGACAAAUCGAUAAAAAUCUGGGGUCUGGACUUCGGUGACUGUCACAAAUCGUUCUACGCACACGACGAUGUAGUAUCGGCCGUCCUCUUCUCUCCAUCCGAAGAAAUGCUUGUUUGGUCAGCUGGGAGGGAUGGCAAGAUCAAGCAAUGGGACGCAAAGAAGUUAUGUCGUGUACAGGUUCUGGACCGACAUUCUGCUGAAGUACGGGCUUUGGCGCAAACAGAUAAUGGCAGUUCACUGUUCUCUGCAUCACAUGACAAAUCCCUCCGCUGCUGGGAAUUAACAGAAGAAAUUAUCGUUGUGCAGGAGGAAGAGGAAAUGGAGAGAGAGAAAAACUACGAAGCUCGUCUGAUUGAGGAGGAGGAUGUUGUUUCUGGUGAAGCGAUCGAUGCUGAAGCUGGCCUUGCAGCUGUCAAGAGUACGCAGAGCGUAAUUUCGGCUGAAAAUAUUAUCGAGGCAGUAGAUAUUGUGCGGAAUGAAAAAAUAGAAUCCAAGGAAAAUGCAGAGCACAAACCGCAUCCCCUCAUGGCAGCAUACAACAGCAAAUCUUACGAACACUUCAUCGUUGAUGUAAUUUCACGAUGCAGACCAAGCAAUAUCGAACGUUCUUUGCUUAUGGUUCCACUGAGCUACGUGUCAGACAUUCUUACAGCGCUUUCCUCCUGCGUUCAACAACAUUACCGAGUAGAGUUUGCUGUACGAAUAGCUAUCUUCUUAAUAAGAGUACACCAAAACCAUGUAAUCAAUUCCACAGAGAUGCUUCCAUUAUUAGGAAAGAUUAGCUCGCAAAUGCCGGAAGGAAUCAAAGAAGUUCGGGAUAUCACUGGUUUCAACCUUGCUGCACUAGAGUUGCUACAGUUGGAACUAGAGGAGGCGCAAAACAUUAAAUUGUUUGCUGAUGUUUCGGAAACUGUAGCCUGGAAUCCCUUCUUACGAAAUGUGGAUUUCGCUCACGUUCGACUUCUAAUAAUCUCUACGGUGCUGCUAUCUCUUGUUUCUUAA